AUGGCAGAUGAUAAUGUCGGCCAAUCUUCCGCAGAAGAGGAGAUGCCAGUGGUAUCCCUCAUUCAAGGACGGUCAAAACGAAGCACAGCAGGACGCCACAUGUCUGCCCUUCUCAAUGCCGAAGCCGAUGAUGACCUUGCUCUUCUAUUUGAGGAGGUUGAUGAUGAUAACGAGUUCUCUGUCAAUGCAGAAGAGGAAGGGGGCGAGGAAGACGAUAUGGGUUUAGACUCAUCUUCGGACGAGGAUGACCAAGGGCCCAAUGCUCGGUCUGAUGACUACGAAGGGGAAACGCAACUACAGAAGGAAGAGAAGGCAGAAAAGAAAAAAAGAAGGGCCCAGCAAGAUCUUCGAUUUAAAAUAACCAGCAAGAAGGUUAAGAUAGAUCCAACCGCUGUGUCCGCAGUACCCGCACCCCCUCGACCAAAGAAGAAGUCGGAGCGUAUCUCAUGGAUUCCUACGCUCGAGGAGGGACCGACGCGAUCAUCCUCACGUCGCCAAACUAUGCAGAACAAGGAGCUCACACACGCACGACUUAAGGAUAGUGAGGAGAAGCGAAUUCGGCUCAUAGCGACUAUGGAGGAAGCAGCGAAAAGAAAGGCGCAUUUGAAGCCCAAAGAGAUGACACAGGCCGAGCGUCUUGCCGAAGCCGAAAGGGUUGAAAGGCAGAAUAGCAAGAGUCUCAAUCGAUGGGAAGAGAUGGAAAGGAGAAAAGCAGAAGAACGAAAAGCCAAAAUCGAGGCCCUUCAAAACCGCCGUCUCGAAGGUCCUGUUAUGUCUUACUGGAGUGGCGUAGCUACCUGGGUUGAUGGUCGCUUGACACGCCUCGGUAAGGUCGACAUUACACCGAAGGUUGAAAAGGAGGAUAGUAUGCGUAAGAAAAGUAAGAAGCCGGACAAGGAGGGAAAGUCUGCGACAGAGCAAAAGCCUGCAGAUGUCUCUACUACCAGCUCUGCCACGACACAACCUGUACCCCCAGCUGUAUCUGAAAGUGCUGCAGGACCAGUCACACCUGGUGGGGAUAAUACGCCAAAAGAGGCACAAGACCCUACACCAACCGAGAAAACGGAGCCUCUUCCCGUGCAGGGGAGUGAUACGAAACUCAAGAGUACAACUGUUACUGCCACAGAUGACUCUACAGUCUUGACACCUUCACUUGUUCGAUCUCCUAAACUCGUGUCCGAUGAUACACAGACCACCGAACCAGCUGCAGAUGCAGGGUCACAAACGGAAGGAACGGAACUACCCAAGAAGACACCCGAGGACAAAGCUAUAGAAAAAGCUCCCGAAAGCGAACAAGAGUCAAAAAGUCGCGUCGAGUUGAAGCCCGAAGAAGCCCCGAAAGACCCAGUUCCAGGUCCAGAAGAUGUACAGAUGUCAGAUGAUGUCCCGACUUCGAAUCUUGAGGCACCGGGGCAGGUAAAUCAAGACCCAGAAGGCAACGACAUCGCUAUACCAAAGGAACCAGCUGCCGAAUCCGCGACUCAGCCUGCGCCUGACACAGUUACAGCCCCUCAGGUUGUGCCGCCCCCUCCCCCUCCUGCUACUGUUGCUGCUGCCCCGGAUAUCCCUGCUGUGCCUGUGCUACCCAACAAUCAAGAAGGAGAGAUGCCUGCGGCGAUGCAACAGGAACAGGUGGCUCCGGAGGUACAACUGGUUCAACCAGCUGCUGCAGGCGAGGAGGCGCCACAGUCCCAAAUUCCACAGCAUCCGUCAGUCAUUGAACACGCUGGGAGAUGUCUCACUGUGCUGGAGAAUUUCGACGAUAAGACUGCCCAGAGCCGUGAGUUCAGCAUCUAUUUCAAUGCGAAGAAGCCGCCAAGGCUUGCCAAGAUCUCUUCGUCACUCUGCGUCAUUACAUCCCUUCCGUCGCGAUAUCGGGACCCCGAAACGGCUCUUCCUUUUGCGAAUGCAUACGCAUACAAUGAAAUCCGAAAUACUGUCGCUCAGAAGUACGCCUGGAGCACUAUGCUCGGAUGCUACGUGGGCCCCGCCGGUGUUGCUGCACGGGGAGUUCCCGACCGCUUUCUAGACCCGAAGGCUCCGCCGCCGGAAAAAGCGAGUGAGAAGAAGGACAGCAAUGGUGAUGGUGAGCCUGCUGAUGAAAACAAGGAUAAAGUAGGCGAGACAACAAAAGCUUCCCAGGAUACUACCAACGCGUCUACUCCAGCCGCAGCAGCAGCUACUACACCCACGCCUACACCUGCACCUGCACCUACAGCAGCUACGGAAACUGGAGCGGGCGAUCCUAUGGAAGUUGAUAAAUCAUAA
Molecule: messenger RNA, 2268 nt
Organism: Aspergillus bombycis
Lineage: Eukaryota; Fungi; Ascomycota; Eurotiomycetes; Eurotiales; Aspergillaceae
Product: putative signal transducer
Exons: 2
Coding region: 1-2268 (755 amino acids)
Biological process (GO): regulation of DNA-templated transcription; chromatin remodeling
Cellular component (GO): nucleus
Molecular function (GO): ATP-dependent H2AZ histone chaperone activity
Source: RefSeq, a predicted model, not a curated record